AUGUUCCUUCUAUUAGCCGGAGCGAUCCUUCUCGGCCUCCUCGCCUACUACAUCUGGUGGGCGAACGAUCGAAGAUCCUACUGGGAUCGCAAAAACAUCCCCAAUAUCCCCUCUAAACUCUUCUUCGGCCACAUCUGGACCACCAGCAACCCGAAAACUGCCUGGACUACAAAGCUGCCUAUUUACACAAAGAAAUUCGGCAAGUUCUGGGGCUACCAGGAUGGCGUCAAGAACAUUUUGGUAACUGCCGACCUCAAGACGGCCAAGGAGGUGUUGGUCACCAGAUUCGACGACUUUCAGCAACGAAAGGCAUUCCCUGUGAUCCAGCCGAGCGGGGAUGACCCGAGGGCGCACUUGGCGCAGGCGUGGGGCGCUAGGUGGAAGCGGAUGCGCUCGCUGGUUUCUCCGCAGUUUUCUAACAACAAUUUGAAGCGGGUCUUCCCUCCGCUUGCCGAUUCCGCAAAGCACCUCCUCUUGCAUAUGGAAAAGAAGAAUGGGGAAGAUAUUGAUAUUCACAAGUACUACCAGGAAUACACAAUGGACUGCAUCGCCCGCAUCGCCAUGGGCCAAAGGAGUCGACGCAAUGGGCCGGGAAUUACA
Mesorhabditis spiculigera is the source of this 600-nucleotide messenger RNA. Lineage: Eukaryota; Metazoa; Nematoda; Chromadorea; Rhabditida; Rhabditidae. The record is from the annotation of a GenBank genome assembly.